Molecule: messenger RNA, 2010 nt
Organism: Passer montanus (Eurasian tree sparrow)
Lineage: Eukaryota; Metazoa; Chordata; Aves; Passeriformes; Passeridae
Gene: ATAD3A
Product: ATPase family AAA domain containing 3A
Exons: 16
Coding region: 206-1828 (540 amino acids)
Biological process (GO): mitochondrion organization
Cellular component (GO): mitochondrion
Molecular function (GO): ATP binding; zinc ion binding; ATP hydrolysis activity
Source: RefSeq, a predicted model, not a curated record
GGACGCGGCUCCCCCGGGCACCGGCAGCGCCGCCGGCCUCUCCCUGCCGCCCGGCCCCGCUGCCGCUGGCGGCGGAGCCGGGGACCGGCAGACGCCCAAGGACAAAUGGAGCAACUUCGACCCCACGGGCCUGGAGCGCGCGGCCAAGGCGGCGCGGGAGCUGGACGCGUCCCGCCAUGCCAAAGAUGCUCUGAGCCUGGCCCAGAUGCAGGAGCAGACCUUGCAGCUGGAGCAGCAAACCAAACUCAAGGAGUACGAGGCUGCCAUAGAACAGCUGAAGAAUGAACAGAUCCGGGUGCAGGCAGAAGAGAGGAGGAAAACCCUCAGUGAAGAAACCAAGCAGCACCAAGCAAGAGCCCAGUACCAGGACAAGCUGGCACGGCAGCGCUACGACGAGCAGAUGCGGCAGCAGCAACUUGCCAAUGAGGAAAAUCUGAGGAAGCAGGAGGAAUCUGUGCAGAAGCAGGAGGCCAUGAGGCGAGCUACCGUGGAGAGGGAGAUGGAGCUGCGGCACAAGAACGAGAUGCUGCGGGUGGAGGCGGAGGCGCGGGCGCGCGCCAAGGCCGAGCGCGAGAACGCCGACAUCAUCCGCGAGCAGAUCCGCCUCAAGGCCGCCGAGCACCGCCAGACCGUGCUCGAGUCGCUGCGGACAGCUGGGAUGCUCUUUGGGGAAGGAUUCCGUGCUUUUGUGACAGACUGGGACAAAGUCACAGCCACGGUGGCAGGUCUCACCCUGCUGGCAGUGGGGGUUUAUUCUGCCAAAAAUGCCACGGCUGUAGCAGGGCGUUACAUAGAGGCAAGGCUGGGCAAACCCUCCCUGGUGAGGGAAACCUCCAGGAUCACGGUGCUGGAGGCUCUGAAACAUCCCAUCAAGGUUGGUAAACGUCUCACCAGCAAGGCUCAGGAUGCCCUUGAAGGAGUUGUUCUCAGUCCCCAGCUGGAAGCACGUGUGAGAGACAUUGCCAUAGCAACAAGAAACACAAAAAAGAACAAAAGCCUCUACAGGAACAUUCUGAUGUACGGGCCCCCUGGCACUGGGAAAACUCUUUUUGCCAAGAAAUUGGCUGUGCACUCAGGCAUGGAUUAUGCCAUCAUGACAGGAGGGGACGUGGCCCCCAUGGGCAGGGAAGGGGUCACAGCCAUGCACAAACUCUUUGACUGGGCCAACACCAGUAGAAGAGGAAGAAGCAAAGACUCCCCAGGCCUGCCUUCCCCUGUCCUGUUACUGUGGCUGCUUUCCUUUUGCAGCCUCCUGCUCUUCGUGGACGAGGCAGAUGCAUUCCUGAGGAAAAGGGCCACAGAGAAAAUCAGUGAAGAUCUCAGAGCAACUUUAAAUGCAUUUCUGCACAGAACAGGGCAGCACAGCAACAAGUUUAUGCUUGUUUUAGCAAGCAACCAGCCUGAGCAGUUUGACUGGGCCAUCAACGACAGGAUAGAUGAGAUGGUGAACUUUGAGCUGCCCCAGCUGGAGGAGCGCGAGCGCCUGGUCAGGAUGUACUUCGACCAGCACGUCCUGAAGCCAGCCACAGAGGGCAAACAGAGGUUGAAGCUGGCCCAGUUUGAUUAUGGCAAGAAGUGCUCAGAGAUUGCCAGGCUGACCGAGGGCAUGUCGGGCCGGGAGAUCUCCCAGCUUGCUGUGGCGUGGCAGGCAGCAGCCUACGCCUCGGAGGACGGCGUGCUGACCGAGGCCAUGAUGGACGCGCGCGUGGCCGACGCCGUGCGCCAGCACCGCCAGAAGAUGGAGUGGCUCAAAACAGAAGGUGCUGAAGGCAGCAGAGAGACUGCCAGGAGCCCCCUGCUGCCUUCCCCCGAGGGGACACCAGUGUGAGAGAGUCACCUGAGCAGAGGGAAAGGGAAAGGUUUGGUGGAGUGACCCGUGGGGAGCAGCCCUGGGUGCUGCUGCCUCGGCCUGCGGGGUGUCGUGGUUUGAAGUGCACCAGAAAAUAAAAAAAAGGGUUCAAUAAGGCACAAAUAGCUGGAUUUAUUAAAGGACCCCUUGGUGAAACACCA